UAAAAUGUUAACAUGGUUAAGAAGCACGCAUCAGGAUAACAUAUUCGAUGGCAUUGUGUAAACAAAACAUGCUGUAUAUCAUUUUGAUAUGUUUACUUGUAUGUUUCCAGAAUUGUGUUUGUCAAUGUCCAAAUGGUUGGACUCAUCAUAGUACAUCAUGUUAUUACUUCAGCGAUAAUAUGAAGAACUGGGAUACUGCUUCUGCUUCUUGCCAAGCACAUCAUGCAGAACUUGCUAUCAUAGAGACAGAUGAAGAAAACACGUUCAUAUGGUCUGUGAUGACUAAACUUGGAGGACUGUUCUGGUUGGAUGGAACAGAUGAAUUUUCUGAGGGACAAUGGGAAUGGGCAUCAACUAACGCCGCUUUCGAUUAUUCAAACUGGUACCCAGGAGAACCGACCAAUAGUGGGGGUCGGGAAGACUGUGUGUUGACGGGCGGAGGCUACAAAACAUUCUGGAAUGAUGCGCCUUGCACGGAUCAUUUCAAAUAUGUUUGUGAGAAAACUUUGGAAAGUCCGAUCGUUGGAUAA
Messenger RNA from Mytilus trossulus (common blue mussel), 530 nucleotides. Its product is annotated as perlucin-like protein. Gene Ontology annotation, molecular function: signaling receptor activity. The coding region runs from base 48 to 530 and encodes 160 amino acids. The record is from RefSeq and is a predicted model, not a curated record. NCBI's taxonomy places the organism in Eukaryota, Metazoa, Mollusca, Bivalvia, Mytilida, Mytilidae. The transcript is spliced from 5 exons.